UCAACAAACCCUGCUAUCACUACCAGCUUGCUCCUGUGCCAGUGUGAACAUACUUAAUUGAGUAGUGUGUGUGUACUCUCAGUGUUGCUAACUGUAGGUUUGUGUGAGCGUGCAUGUGUCUCUGCAUGGCACUUCACCAUCACCUAAGGACUCCUGCACUUCUGAGCCAGCAAAUCCAACCCAGGUUGCCCCGAACCAUGACAGAGAGACUUACUCUGACUUUACUGCUGUGGAGUAGCUGUGCGUUGAUUAUCCCAAACUGUGAAGGCCAAGUGGAUACGUUUCCCACACCUGAUGUGAACUGCACGUGUGAACUUGGCCAUGGAAAGUGUGCCGAAGAUGGAGAAUGCAGAUGCGAUCCGGGAUGGGAAGGAACUUUCUGCGACGACUGUGUGCGGAUGCCGGGCUGCGUCCACGGCUCGUGCCAUCAGCCGUGGCAGUGCAUCUGUGAGGACGGCUGGGCGGGGCGGUUCUGUGACAAAGAUGUACACGUGUGCGAAAAAGAGGAGCCGUGUCAAAAUGGGGCCACCUGUUCCUUAAACGAGGCAGGAGAGUACAACUGUUUGUGUCCUGAAGGCUUCCAUGGGAAACACUGUGAGUUAAAGACCGGGCCAUGUCAUAAAAUCAAGUCCCCUUGUAAGAAUGGUGGCCUGUGUGAGGAUCUGGGUGGCUUCGCACCAGAGCUGUCAUGCCGAUGCCUGGUUGGCUUCACAGGGCCUCGCUGUGAGACCAACAUGGAUGACUGCCUAAUGCGUCCCUGUGCCAAUGGUGCCACGUGUCUGGAUGGAGUAAACCGCUUUUCAUGCCUGUGCCCUGCUGGCUUUACAGGCCGUUUCUGCACUAUCAACCUGGAUGACUGUGCCAGUCAGCCCUGCCUCAACGGAGGCCGCUGUAUAGACCGUGUCACUGCCUUCCACUGCUUGUGCCCACCUGGUUACACUGGCCGAACUUGUGAGGUUCCACUCUGGCCUAAGGAAGCCCAAACCCAAGCCCCACGUAGGGGUUCCUUUGACUGGGGAGGAGGAGGUGGUUGGCCAGUCAGAUUUACCCAGAGCAAGCCUAAUAGCUCCACUUCAGGAAACCACUUCCAUGGGGUUACAGGUAGUGGCGGUGAUAGCCAUCUGCUGAAGAUCUCUGUAACGGAGGUGGUCACUCAGAGUGGGACAGGGGGACUCUCGGAGGAGCAGCUCAUAACACUGCUAGUACUGGGGGGCAUGACCCUGGCUGUAGUGGCACUUACAGCUGGGCUGGUGCUACGUGGACACUGGCAGAACUUGCGUGUCUGCAGCCACUGCAGAAUAUCAACCUCUCAACAACACCCAUUCCAGCAAUGCCGCUCAGAUCAGCAGCACCCAGUCUCCACUCAGCAGGACUGCAAGAUUAGCUUCCUGCACACCUCUGUGCCGGCUGAGCUGGAGAAGAAGAGAUUAAACACUGAGGUCAUAUGAAGCCAGUCCUUUUAUAUGAGUGCCAGGAUACAAGGCAAAGACUGCUCACAGUGAAAAUGAAGUGUUUCUCUUUAACUUAAAUGACCUGCCAUGUGGGCUGUCACUCAAGGAGCAGACUGGAGAACACACUUAAGGAAGGAUUACGUACACUCCUUGAGGGACAAUCAACAAGAAGCACUCCUCAGGAAAAAGAGCGCAGCUCUUGAGUGACCAUCAUGAACUAAUUGAUGCCAUGAGUAGAGUAUGCAGCACUGAAAAGGUAUUACAACAGAUAUGUGUAGAAACACAAGGACUCUGGAAACGUGUUAUGAGGAAUAUCCUCAAACUAACUUGAGACUGCAGUUAUGCAGUACUGUACGGUUCACAUUUGGACAGUAGAACUUUGUGAUAAAAAAGACGUUGCAUUUAAAUCCACACAAUUAAGUGGUUCUUCAAACUAAACUUUAAUUGUCGUGUCAUGUAUGCCACAGAUUGGAGUAAAAAAGGUAUAUAGUUAGUAGAAAGUUUUCAGUCUUUAAAAUGUAGAACAUGUGCACUUGGAGAUAACUGCCAUGUAAAUGAUAAGGAAAUAUUUGUGAUGUUCAAUAUCUGUGACUUUUGUACAAAUGUUGGAAGAUUUAUUUUCUUUGCCACUGUGUUGAUUAGUUAAUUAGUACUACUCAUUAGAUAACAGCACAGAAAAGUUUAAGAAAAUCUGUAGUGCAUUCACUGAUAGACAGUGAACAAUUUAAUUUAUUACAGUAAUUUAUUGGUGUAAUGUAUACUUGAGCUUUGCAAUGUGUAUUUUUGAUACUGAGUUGAGCUUAUUAAAACUGUAACUUGAGAAAUAACGAAGUUCUUUUACAAAGCAUUGAAAAUGAAAUUGAGAAAAAGAAUUAGAGAAAUGACACAGUUUAUGUACAACACACCCCUUCUUUGUUUCAGCUAUCUGGUGGCAUCAGUUAUGGCACUCGCAUGUAAUUCAAGGGUUUGUAAUCAUUUACAGUAUUGGCCAGAAAUAACUUUGGUUUUAUUCUUGAAAAAAUAAUAAUAUUAGAUCCUUGCCUUUUCAUAAACAUUUAAUAAGCUAUUUUAUUGUUGUGCAUUCCCCUACUUUGUGAUAGUUAUAAAUUGACUGAUAAAUUAAGAAUAAAAUGGUCUUAAAUACAGAAAGAUCUUAAGUAUGGUGACAAAGAAGAGGAACAUCUCAAAUCCAGCAAAAAAAUACUUUUUAAAAGUAAAAUAAGUUUUCUCUGAUUUACUUUUUUUUCUGGAAUAUAUGCACUUUUCUUGUAGUCAUUUCUUAUUGUCAAUGAAGAGUAAUUUAUUUAUUAGUAACUGAUUAAUGAUUUAUUGAAGUAAUUAAUUGCAGAUGACAUGCAAGUAUCUUUUCAUUGUAGGACAACAGUUUGUCAACUGUGCUUAACUGCUAUUUACUACAUAGCCAUUACACCCAUUGCGAAAGUAUAAGUCAACAUAACAUAAAAGGUUCUUACCACACACAUCUUAGCUACUUACAACAUUUAGCCAAUGAUUUUAUCCAAAGUAACUUACAAUUCUCAGUGAACACAAGGUGAGCAACUGAGUGUGAAGGGCCUUGCUCAGGGUUGUGACUGUGGAAACCUGGUUAUGGUGGGACUUUAACUGGCAACCUUCUGAUUACUAGGCAAGUAACUUAACCACUAAACUACCACUGCCCCAGCUACUUGAGCAUGUGUGGUAUUUCAAAGUUCCCUCCAGAGUCUCAGGUUUUGCCUAAGCACAUCUUAGAGAGGCUGAACUGUAGCCGUGUCCCUUCCUGACACUAUAUAUUUGGCACAGGAAGUAGAGAAACGAACUCAGGAAUAAAAUGAAAAUGGAGUCAAUCUACAUGCCAGGUAGUAUGGCAUUGUCCUAUACUAGAGCACACCCUCCCUGCAUAGACUCGUGUUAUUACAGAGGAGAAUCUGUCAUGAACUACUUGUAUAUUAACCUUUCAAUCAAUACAUGUUUCUAUACAACUGUUUCAAAUAGUAAUAGGCCUCCAGACAACACUGUGCUUAUACAGGCUGAUAACUAUAGGUGAUAAUAAUAACCAGUGUAGAUUUACAUAAGAACAAGACAGUUAGACUACUCAGUGCAGUGGUUUUCAUCAAUGCAAACUUCACCAAAUCUUAUUCUUAGCUGUUUCAUGUUUUCUGACUCAGUUUAGGGUGUUUUUUUCCCCCCUGCAUUUUACAUGAAAAUGCAUUCUCUGAUACAAUUUGUUGGUACUUGAUUUAUAAACAUAUUGUUUAUUAUUCUUCAGUGAGAAAUAGAUUGUUGAUUUAUGUCAAUAAACGCAUUGCCAUCAAGAAAUGUUAAGAUAUGUUUAUCACUUUGGAUACCACUGGUUACCCUGUUACCAAAAGCACAGGCUUUUCAACAGCUCAACAGCUAAAAAUGUCGCUCUUGAGAUUUACUCUGGCUAACUACUUUAUUUCUUUAGCCUUCAAUUUCUCAAAUUUCUUUCUUUCACUUAGGAAUGAAUAUUAUUUAAUUUGUAGAUAUAACACUUGCUAGGACUGGUACUAUCUUGCUAUCUAAUGGAAUAGAACCAGAUAUAUUAUCUAUGUAAUUGAAAUUAUCCAUAACAUGUAUAGGGAUCCUUAGACUGGAGGGGUGGGUGCAGUCCCCAGUCUUCAUUCAGACAGAACUGACUAGCAUCCGAUUGCUUACUUGACUCGCGUUGACGAGUGAGACGAGAUAACAUCUCAAUGUCUUGCUUUGCUUAUAGGCAGGCCUUUAAUUUUAUUAUCUCGUUUAUUAUCCCAUUAAUUCUUCCGUUGUUUUUGGCUUAGGUGACAUCAUUUAAGUUAUAACUGUAGAAUCAACUCUGCAAUGUUAGCUAGCAGCAGGUAACUAGUUAUCAUCUCCAAAAUAUACAGACCAGAAGCUUAUUUAGUUUUAUAUUUUUAGCUAUUUUGUGUGUCUCUAAUCAGACUGUGUUUUCAAUAACAGUUGAAAAUUGGAGGUGGUUGAAAUUGUCAUUAUACAUAUUUGGUUUAUUUUUAUAUUAUAUUGUGUUGUGUUUUAAUACUUUUAUUUUGUGAAGUAACAGUAGUCUCUUAGUUAUUGAAAAGAAUAUGCUGGUUGGGGAGAAUGAAGGAACAUAUUCACUGUGAAGUUCAGCUCCAAUUUACUGUUGUUGCAAUACCCCAGGAAUCUGUGAGAGCAGGGGUGGAAGAUGAUUCACAGGUGGAUGAUAUGGCUACAGACUGUGGAACGGCUUUGACUAUGAGAUAAACAUAGAGGUAGCCAUGGUGGUAGGAAAAGGAAAGAGAUUCGGGGGGUGUGGGUGGGUGCUGAUGUCAGUGAGGGCACUGUGGAUUCGUCAAGGAAAGAAGAGGUGCUUGUGUGAGGGGGUACAGGAGUUCCGCAUUGAACAAUACUCUUCACUUAGUUGCUAAAGUCAGUUGGCAAACGUCAACAGCAGGUAACGUAAAACAGUUCACAGGGCAUUAGUAGGAUCAGCUACAGCAUCCAGCAGAAAAACUGAUGUUUAGUUCAUGCGCAAACCUAUCCCUGCAUCUAGAUAGACUUAUUCAGGAGUUAAGGUGACUUAAAAAGCAAUGUAGGCAAGCAGAUGAGGUAAAAAGAGAGGAUAUUAAUACAUUGCAGAAUGAGGUGAAGAGUUGGUUGGUGAUAUUAAUGAAAGCAGAUGUCUUUUAAAGGAAGAAAAAGGCACGUGCUAUGGCAACAUUCUUUACCGAUCCAUUUAUGUUUGUUAAGACCUUAUUUAUUAAGGAGAAAUCUUGGAGCCUAAAAGUUGGAAAGAAGCACUCAGAGGAGCAUUUCCAUAAAGUGUAUACUGAUAAGGAAAAAGCAAAGGGGCUGAGGCUGUCAGUAGUUAUUCCACCAGUGGGUGACACUCAGUGGCAAAUAGAUAUCAUCCCACCAAAGUGGAGUGAAGUUCAAGACAUGGUGUGUCAUGCAAAGGCAGGUUCUGCACCAAGCUUAAUGGAAUCCUGUAUCAGCUAUAUAAAAAUACCUUAUGUUUUGAAGUUUUUAUGGAAGAUUAUGGUUAUAGUGUGGCAGAACGGGAUUAUCAGCUUACUAGUUCCUAGUAUACUAGCUAAAUGCCAUAAAUGUAAUGUAAAUGUAAGAAAGGGAUUGUCCCAGAGGAAUGGUGAAGAAACAGGGGAUAUUCUUAUACCAAAAGAGAAAGAUGCUGUGGGUGUUGAGCAGCUUCUGACUAUAAGCCUUCUUAUUGUGGAAUGUAAGAUAUUCUUUAGUGUACUCGCAUGAAUACUCACUGUAUUUGAAAGUAAAUACAUGAAUUGAUACAAAAGUGCAAAAAGCAGGGGUCUCCGUAUUUUUGGGUUGCUUGGAGCUUAGCAGUAUGAUUUUCCAUCAUAUUCAGACAGCAAAUAACGAGGUGUGGUUUUCCUAGACCUGGCUAAUAUAAUUUUCUUGAUGCCGCAUAAUCUCUUGUGGAAGGCAUUUGGGUUCCUCCAGUUACCAGAUAGGAUUACGAGGCUGGUUAAGGCGUAUUUUGAAGAUAUUCAGUUUUGUUUUAAUAUAGGGGAGUGUAUUACAUUCUGGCAGCAAUUGGAAAUAGGUGUAAUGACAGCUUGUUUUUUACCAUUAGCAUUUAUGAUAGUGACGGAGGUGAUAAUUAAGGAUUGGAAGUGGGUUAUAGGUAGGGAUAAGCUGCAGGACGGUACCAGGCUCCCUACAAUCAGGAUGACAAUAUAUGGAUGACGUGACAAUGCUGACUCUGCCAUGUGCUUGAUGAUUAUUAGAGAAGUUAAAUGAUAAUCUAAGGUGGGGAAGGAUGAAGGCUAAAUCUAGACAAGUCUAUAGGUUUUGAAAGGAAACUUUUCCCUUUUGAAAAAAAAAAGUCUGCUGAUGGAAGUAGAAUGAUGAUACUUUUAUACUUGAGAAACUAGUUAGGUAGAGUUUAAGUAGACAGCGUAGAACAGCACUGAAUGAUAAAGAGCAAGUAGUGGGGCUAAAGAAGGAGGUGGUGAAGGCUGUUAAUAACAUCAAUAAGAUGUUUUUCCCCAGGUAAACUGAAACUGUGGUGUCUACAGUUUGGCUUGUUGCCUUGAAUUAAGUGGAGACUGACAGUUUAUGAAGUAGCAAUAACUUAAGUGGAGAGGCUAGUUAGGAUU
Messenger RNA from Electrophorus electricus (electric eel), 6562 nucleotides. RefSeq names its product delta-like 2 homolog (Drosophila) (gene dlk2). NCBI's taxonomy places the organism in Eukaryota, Metazoa, Chordata, Actinopteri, Gymnotiformes, Gymnotidae. Gene Ontology annotation, molecular function: calcium ion binding. Gene Ontology annotation, biological process: heterophilic cell-cell adhesion; establishment or maintenance of epithelial cell apical/basal polarity. The record is from RefSeq and is a predicted model, not a curated record. Gene Ontology annotation, cellular component: plasma membrane; protein-containing complex.